Molecule: messenger RNA, 2676 nt
Organism: Calliphora vicina (urban bluebottle blowfly)
Lineage: Eukaryota; Metazoa; Arthropoda; Insecta; Diptera; Calliphoridae
Gene: ssp6
Product: short spindle 6
Exons: 3
Coding region: 1-2676 (891 amino acids)
Molecular function (GO): protein binding
Source: RefSeq, a predicted model, not a curated record
AUGGCCACUGCCAAUCCUAUAAGUAGUAGUUGCCAAAGCAUUACCACCGUUAGUUUGGGCAAUGUUGCGGUUGCAACUAGUACUGCAGGCGGAAGUUUACGUACGGGCAAUGGUAACGGAAAUACCACCCAUUAUGUCAUGGGCACCGGCAGUCUGGGACGUUUAAAAUAUCACAACAAACACAAAAGUCUAGACGCCAGCGAUGAAGAGUUGGAAUAUUCUCAGUUGUCACAGUCGACCCAUAUUCUGGGGCGAGUCAAGUCCGAACGCUUUCUGGCAUCUAAAGUGGAUGAAGAUCGUCGACGUCGCACAAUAAUUGUGGAAAAGAAAAAUGAUUCGUUUGGCUUUACACUGCAGAGUUAUGGCAUACAUUACAAAAAAGAUCAGGAGGUGGAAAUGAUUACCUAUGUGGAUUAUGUGGAAUACGAUGGACCAGCUUAUAGAGCCGGCAUGAGAGAAGGCGAUGUUAUACUCUCGAUUAAUGGCCGUGACAUGGAGAAAGCCGAUCAUAAGACUUUAGUCGACUACAUCAAGAGUUGUGAUACUCGCAUGAGAAUGGUUGUACUCUACGAGGACUGUGUGCGCAAGGUUGAACUACAUAUGCGUUACAUACAAUUGCAAAAUAUGUUGCAAAAUAAAAUGAAUGAAUUGGAAAAGAUAUGCAUACGAGAAAGAGAGCUUUUGGAAGGCAAGUGGAAAACACACAGCUUGCCAGCACGCAAGAAAGCCACAACUUCGCCCACAGAUGGUACAGAAACUGGCAAUUCUCCCACAGAUGCUGAAUUGAAUUUACCGUAUUACCGUUCAACACUCUCCACCGAAGACGUAACUAAUAUUGCACGUCAAACACAGCAGACAAUAAUACCACCACCAGCUCAGUUUAUGUUGUCGUAUCACUAUUUUGAUCCUCACUAUCGUUAUGUGAUGAAACCUUCCACAUCGACCAACAGUAGCGGAGAUUGUUUUGUAACAAUUGGUGAACCCUUGACUAGGGCAGAAUCGGGAGACACUACAACAGCACCGGCCACAUCAACACACUUUAGCAGUCAAAGACGUGCCAGCAAUUCACAGCCACCGGCACCUCCACCACGAACUUGUGAAAAACAUAAACCACCAAAUAAGCCACAGCAGCAGCAGCAGCAACAACAACCACACCAGCAUCAAGCGCACAAACAGGAUUUAAAUAGUGUCCACAAAUCCUCCAAGACGGGCAAACAUUGUCAUGGUCAUUCCUGCAAUCCUUGCAUAGACUUUAGAUGGAAAUCAGCCGAAAAAUCAGCAGCAGCUGCCGCAGCGGCUGGUAAUGGCGAUAAUGUUAGCUUGGAUGCCUAUGAUCUGGCCAGUCCAUGUUGCGAUACACAUUGUGUGCCAUCUCGGCGACGCACUCGCCACCAUCACAAAGAACACACACACAAGCACAAACAUCGAGAUCGUGAUCGAGAGCAUGAAGCCAAGGAAAGACCACCACGACCGAAGUCACAGUCACAUGUGAGUUCGGGGACAACCAGACACCAUCAUCACCAUCAUGUCACUGCGGAUGCUGGCCAACAUCAACACCACUAUUACGAACAUCAACAACAGCAGCAGCAGCAACAACAACAGCCAGCACAGCACCACCAUCAUCAAAAGUCACACGGCUGUGAUUCUCAUACUGGCAGUAUACGAUCACGUUACUUUGAUAUUGCCUCGGGUCUGGCUAGUCGUUGCAGUUUGCACUCGUGUACAUCGAGCGAGUUUGCACCAGCCGAUUCGGCCUCAUAUACCACUUCCAUUAGCACCGAUACUCUUUUCUACGAUCCAAACAGCGAAAAUCCAGCAACUUCUCGCCAACAUUCCACCAAAUCUAGGCAAUCUUGUCAACAACAGCAGCAGCCACAGCAACAACAGCCGCAGCAGGCACAACAGCAACCACAAGGCUAUCACCAUUCACAUCAUCAGCAUCAACAUCACCAACCACAACAGCCACAGCAGGCAUCUCAACAGCAGCAGCAGCAACAACAACAGCAGUACAUGCAACAUGCAAUGUAUCAGCAACGAUAUCACAUAACCGCAACACAGGUCCAACCAGCUCAAAUUUAUCCAAACUCCGCUUAUGUGCACAAACCAAAAUCAUGGGAUAAUCUAACGGCCGCCAAUAUUGGUGCCUAUGGCUACGGUUACGGCUAUCUGGACACAGUGGCUGUGAAACCCGUGGUUAACUUACAAAUAGCCCAACAACGUCAUUCUAUACCACGCAAAAAUCCCUAUGGACGCUAUUCAACUUACACCGAUGUUGAGAACUAUGCGCCACCACCCACAGAAUUCGUGGAGCAGGUAACCACCACAACCACGACAAUUACAGCCAAAUCAACCGAGGAACUUAUAGCCACUUCCCAUAGUGGUUGCGAUUGCAUGACACCCAAACAACAUCAGCAGGCCAUUAAACUUGCUCAAUUGCAACUCAAUCAAAAUCAACAAGCUUCUCAGCACAACAACUGUCAAAUGGGCUACUAUUCGCAUUUGGCACAACCGAAAAUUGAUGCUACCACUUCUACAGCCGCACAAAAUGCGCCCUCCAAUGCCAGUGCCAGUGCAGUUAAUGCUGCGACCAAUGCCAAUGCUGCAGUUGGUACGAGUACCACUGCCAAUGCCAGUGGUUCGAAUGUGGCAACUGUCACCGAAGUAACACGUUUGUAG